AUGAUUUAAAAUAGCUUCCAGCUGCCUAUAGAAAAUUUAAAAGAUGAUGAUAUUAUAAAAAUAAUAAAAUUGAAUGAAGAAGAAUUCAUAAAAGAAAUUGACUAGUAUUAAUUUCCAGCAUGUUAAAAAGAAUAGUCACAUUCUAAUAACCCUAUUUAAUAUGGUUUAAUUAAAAAAAUCUUUGAUGAAAAAGAGAACAUCUUAACAGAAAUUGAACCUGCUUGCUAAGAAUGCAUUGAAAAUGCUACAGGAAAUGUAGUUGACUUGAAGUAACUUUUGAUCAAAACCUAUCACAUCGCUAAUAUGCAGUGCGAUAAAAAUUCUUUCAAAGAGUGUAUUGAUGGUACUCUAAUUCUACUUCAAGAGAGCUUCAAGAAGUUGUAGGAAGUAAAAGAGAGAAUAGAUAUAUAUUGCGAAGAAGUUUAAGAAAAAAUUUAAACUCUUUAGAAAAAGGCAUCUUUCUAUCCUCCUGUUUAUGUGAGGGACAUACUCACAAGAAUCAAAGAUAGUAUCCAUACGAACCAGGAUGAGUAGAAUUCCACCAUCGUAAGUGAAUUAAAAAAGUUAUCAUAGCAGGUCUUUUUUGAGGAAAAGCUUAAUAUGCAGCCUGUUAUAAAGGGGGCUAGUUUAGAUGUGAGUAUGUACUAUCUGUUGUUACAUAAAAUAAAGUGUGACACAAAUAUUAUUAGCCAAUGCUUAGAUAGAGGAUGCUUUAUCCUAAAUGAUAUAGAUUAAUCUGAGAAUAUACCACAUUAUGCUGAGAAACUCAUAAAUAAUAUUAAGUGCUAAGGAAAUUAUCCUCUCUCCAGAAAUAAUCCAAAGUUUGAUAAAAAAUUUUAAGAGUAUAAGAAAAAAAUGGAAUAGGUGGGGCUGUAAGAGAAUGAACUUAACAUAGAUAAGACUAUUGAUUUUCAUAUUCUCUAUCUCUAUGAGCUUUAUAAAUUUGAAGGUUUUAAAGCUGACAGUUCAAAUUAUGAUUAUCAACAAAUUAACCAAUAAGAAAAGUUAAAAGAUAAUAUAGCAAGUGAAGACCAUUAAAAAAAGAUAGAGAAUAAGCAUCAAAGCAAUUAACUUAGCAAUGCAAUAAGAAAUUAGCAAUAUUAAAACUAAGGAGGUAUUUUCCUACUAUCAAAUUUAUUUUAAUAGUAGCAAUAGUUAAAUAGUCAUAAUAUCAACUAGCAAAGUAGAAAUGAGCAAAUAAAAAAUCCAAGAAGGAUGAGAAUAUUCGAAAAUUAUGUCUAGGAGAAGGAGAAUAAAGCAGCAUAAUCUUAAUCUUAAUUUAUUUUAAAACAAAAUAAUGAGAAUUCUGAUUAAAAUAAAUGA
Messenger RNA from Tetrahymena thermophila SB210, 1323 nucleotides. RefSeq lists its product as hypothetical. The transcript has a single exon. The record is from RefSeq and is a predicted model, not a curated record. Lineage: Eukaryota; Ciliophora; Oligohymenophorea; Hymenostomatida; Tetrahymenidae.